Molecule: messenger RNA, 495 nt
Organism: Anopheles moucheti
Lineage: Eukaryota; Metazoa; Arthropoda; Insecta; Diptera; Culicidae
Exons: 3
Coding region: 1-495 (164 amino acids)
Source: RefSeq, a predicted model, not a curated record
AUGAAGCACUCCGUCGCAUUUGCUCUACUGGCGUUAACCGCUGUCUCCAGUGGAUCUUAUCUGCCAGCUGUGCAGUCGGUUCUUCCAUACUCCUACAACUCUGGACUCAACGGCCUGGGUCUGAAUGGAUAUGAUGGUCUGGGUCACUACUCUGGACUCGCUGGACUGGGAUACUCUUCCGUGUUGGAUCAUGGACUGUCCUACCCGUACUCAGCCGCCCUUCCAUACUCUGUCUACAAUAAUGUUCUGUAUGGAGGAUCUUACGGUGCCAAGUACGCUCCCACUGUGGUCCAGGCUAAUGUCAACACACUGAAGGCUGUUAAUCCGCUGGGUCUGUAUGGAGGAUACGGUGUCGAACACGGAUAUGGCUACGGAUACAACAACUACCUCCCAGUUCAAGCCCAUGCUGCGAAGUACGUUGCUGCCAACCCGGGAGCUGUCCAUGUGGCUCCUCUGCCAGGACAUCUAGUCAACCAGAAGUCGAUUGUUGCUUAA